Molecule: messenger RNA, 4259 nt
Organism: Sorex araneus (European shrew)
Lineage: Eukaryota; Metazoa; Chordata; Mammalia; Eulipotyphla; Soricidae
Gene: MTMR12
Product: myotubularin related protein 12
Exons: 16
Coding region: 158-2422 (754 amino acids)
Source: RefSeq, a predicted model, not a curated record
GAGCGUUGUCAGCGGCGGAGCCGGAUGCAGGCGGCGCGGCGGCCGCGGGGAUGGGCGGAGCCCCGGCCGCUGGUGCUGGUGGCUGGCGCCGCUGCCGGAGCCCGAGCCCGAGCGGCCGCCUGUGCCGUGGUGCGACGCUGCUGGCCCGGGCGGCGGGAUGCUAAGCAAAGGGGUGGGCGGCGGCGGCGGCGGCACGAAGGCGCCCAAGCCGUCCUUCGUGUCCUACGUGCGUCCCGAGGAAAUUCACACGAAUGAAAAGGAAGUGGCCGAGAAGGAAGUGACUCUCCACCUGUUGCCAGGUGAGCAGCUGCUCUGUGAGGCCAGCACGGUGCUCAAGUACGUGCAGGAGGACGCCUGCCAGCGCGGCAUCUACGGGAGACUCGUCUGCACCGACUUCAAGAUCGCCUUCUUGGGCGACGACGAGCCUGCCCUGGAGAGCGACGAAACCCAGUUUAAGAAUAAGGUUGUCGGAGAGAAUGACAUCACCCUCCCCUGCGUGGACCAGAUUUACGGGGUGUUCGACGAGAAGAAGAAAGCCCUCUCCGCACAGCUGAAGAAGUACCCCGAGAAGCUCAUCAUCCACUGCAAAGACCUCCGCGUCUUCCACUUCUGUCUGAGGUACACAAAAGAAGAGGAAGUCAAAAGGAUUGUGAGUGGCAUCAUCCAUCACACCCAAGCUCCUAAACUGCUGAAACGGUUGUUUCUGUUCUCCUAUGCAGCCGCGGCCCCGAGCAGGCCAGCCGCCGCCGAUCCCGAGACCCACACCGUGAUGUUCAACUCGCUCGAGGACUGGUGCUGGGAACUGGAGCGCACCAAGGGCCACCUGAAGUACAAAGCCGUGAGUGUGAACGAAGGCGCCAGGGUCUGCGAGAGGUUGCCGGCCUACUUUGUGGUCCCCGCCGCCCUCUCCGAAGACGAGGUGCCGCGCUUUCAGGGCCAUGGCUUGCCGAUCUGGUGCUGGUCCUGCCACAACGGAUGUGCCCUCUUGAAGAUGUCAGCGUUGCCCAAAGAACAGGACGAUGGCCUGCUGCAGAGCCAGAAGAGCUUCUUGGACGGGGUCUACAGGACCAUCCACAGGCCCCCCUACGAGGUCGUGAGGACGGAGGAUCUCUCGAGCAACUUCCUGUCCCUGCAGGAAAUCCAGGCGGCCUACUCCAAGUUCAAGCAGCUCUUCCUGAUCGACAACAGCAGUGAGUUUUGGGACACGGAUAUAAAGUGGUUUUCUCUCUUGGAGAGCAGCAGCUGGCUCGACAUCGUCAGACGUUGCCUGAAGAAAGCAAUCGAGAUCGUAGCGUGUCUCGAGGCCCAGAACAUGAAUGUUCUUCUUUUAGAGGAGAAUGCUUCCGACCUCUGCUGCCUCCUGUCCUCGCUGGUGCAAGUGAUGAUGGACCCCCACUGCAGGACCAUGGGGGGCUUCCAGAGCCUCAUCCAGAAGGAGUGGGUCAUGGGCGGGCACUGUUUCCUGGACCGCUGCAACCACCUGCGCCAGAGUGACAAGGAGGAGGUGCCCGUGUUCCUGCUCUUCCUGGACUGUGUGUGGCAGCUGGUGAGCCAGCACCCGUCCGCCUUCGAGUUCACGGAGACGUACCUGACGGUGCUGUCCGACAGCCUCUACCUCCCCAUCUUCAGCACCUUCUUCUUCAACUCGCCGCAUCAGAAAGACGCAAACCUGGGCAGGGAAAGCCCCGAGGCCCCCGGCCGGCCCCUGGCCCAGCUCUCCGUGUGGGACUGGUCCGUGCAGUUUGAGCCCAAAGCCCAGCUGUUACUCAGAAACCCUCUGUACGCGGAGAAGCCAAAGCCAGACAAGGGCCCGCGGAGGGGGUCUCGCUGCAAGCACCAGCGACAGCUGUCCCUGCCGCUCACGCAGCCCAAGGCGUCCCCCAAGAGAGGCUUCUUCCGGGAGGAGACGGACCACCUCAUCAAGAACCUCCUGGGCAAGAGGAUCAGCAAGCUCAUCAACGCCUCUGACGAGCUGCCGGACGCGUGGCGCGAGUUCUACGAGGCGUGGCACAGCCGGCCGGCCGAGCCGCAGGGGCUGCUGCUGCCGCGCGUGGGCGGCCCCGAGGUGCGCGUGUGGGCGCAGCGCUACCUGCGCUGGAUCCCCGAGGCGCAGGUGGUGGGCGGCGGCCGCGCGGCCACCACGCGCAAGCUGCUGGAGGUGGCCGAGGAGCUGCAGAGCCUGCAGGAGAAGGUGGCCGCGCGGCCGCCCAGCCCCGCCCUGGCGCGCGCGCCCCCGCCCCCGCCACCGGGCCCCUGCCUGCUGCGCGACUCGGCGCGCCUCUCGGCCCUCUUCCCCUUCGCGCUGCCGCAGCCACGCCACCCCUGCAAGCCCGUGCUGCCCACCAGCGGCUGGAAGGCCCUGGGCGACGAGGACGACCUGGCCAAGCGGGAGGACGAGUUCGUGGACCUGGGGGAUGUGUGACGGGUGCUUCCCGGCAGCGGCGGCGACUGUGACAGCGACAGCCGGGGCCUGGCGGGGCACAGGGGGACACCCCCUGGGCCCUCUGCCAAUGUCGUUCCUGGAAAGGCAUCGCCGCCCCAACCCAGCCCGGGCAGGGUGGGCGUGGGAAAGCAGCGCCUGGCUCGGCGCCGCUGCGUGUCCAGCGGCUCAGAGGGGCUGGUCAGACGGACGGCUGGGCGCGCGGGGCUGCCUGGCUUGCACUGAGACGGACCGCGUGGUGCUGCCGCUGCGGGCCUCCUGCCGGGUGCAGGGCUCCAGGCCUGCCAGCUGCACCCUCCACCCCCCCCCCCCCGCGCUCCAGACCUUGGGGUGCUGCACCGCCCUCGCUGGGGUGCUCUGGGCUCCAGGGCUCCGCCUGGCUCGCCCCCGGCCUGGGCUCCAGGUCCUGGGUCCUGCAGCCCCCGCAGCUGGUGAAGCCAGCGGUGGGGGGGCGGGGAACGGAAAUAUCAGAGUGGGGGAUUGUGCUGAUUUGCCCCCAUCGAGGAACUUGGGUCUGGAGGUUCAGGAGUUGCCUAUGACUCUCUGGGCCAGUUGGGGAGCCCCUGGGACGCCCCCACCACCAUCACCCUCCCCCCCCCCACACACACACACUGCCCACCUCCCCAAUGCGCUCCCAGGAGGGGCCACUUCUGAGCACUCACAACUCUCACACAGUUUACGUACCUCAGCGAUCUCCAAGCCAUAGAAGCAACCCCAUCUGGGCGCACCCUCGGAGGGCUCCUGUAAAGGCCCUUGUCCCCCUCUCAAUGGGUCCCUGUUCCAGCCCCGCGGCGGAAGGGGGGCGGGAAGACUCAGCUCUCGCUGAGUGUUUGCCUCCUGCCCACGUUUGCUCUCCUGUCUCGGCCACGGCCCGAGUAUUAUUUAUGCACCUAGGAAAACUUUCCGUCGCUCAAGGCCAAGGGACUCGGGAAACGUAUCACCCAGCAGGACCCUGUCCGUCUGCACUGAAUGCCUCUGUCUGGGAAGUGCCGUGCUGUCUGCCCUCUCCUGCUGACCCCGGGGGGCCAGACACGGGUCCAGUCUGGGUUGCCUUAAGAAUCUUGCUGUGAGGCAAGUUGGGGAGCUCAUCAGCCCUCGUCCCCAGGUUCUGGGGGCCCCUUGAGCUCGCGCUAACGGUGUUCCCCCCCACCCCACCUCACACCCAGUAUUAGUCAGUGACCUCUGCCAAUUCCUCCCCAUCUUCGUCAUUCUCAUUCCACAAGCGCCCGGUGUGGCGCCUUCCACGCCACAAAGUAUGGUUUAAAGGCACAAGGUCAUGGCCCCUGUCAUAGCAGUUGAAUGUGCAUUGAAAUAUUUUUCUAUGGUUUUAAGAAAUAUAUAUAUAUGAUAGAAAAAAUGAAUAAGCUGUUGUAACAUGUAAGGCCAUGACAAUUUACAUAUUUAUAUUUGAAGUCAGAUUUCUAUAAGCUUGUAUUUGUGUACAGACUUCUCAAGUGGGUUUGUAUAUUGUGACAUUUUUAUGCGCGCGUGCGACGUGGAUCAUGCUUAGGAGCAAAAGCUGAAGCGAGACCAUCGCGUUUGUUCGAAAUGCUACACUGUGCAAGUUUGGAAAUGUAUAUUAACUGUGUAUGAUAGCCCGCGUUUGUUUAUACCUCCAAGUUUUUACACUGAAGAGAAAUGAGCUUUAAUCACAUUCAAGACUUUUUUUUAAAAAAAAAAAAAGAAAGAAAAGGGAAUAAGCUGUUCACUAAGUGUGUAAAUGUGCUUUUUAUUUUCUGGAUGUACAUGGAAGGUUUAUACUUGUCUCUUCACUGCAUCGUAUCUGGUUGCAGAAAUUAAAGCACAAUUAACAAGCCGC